UAUGUCAAAUGUUUUGUUUUUGUAACGUUGAACGGCGAGCUGGAUAGAAGCUAAACUACCUUAAAGGCUGUAUUUUAAAACGUCACAGAUUAUCUUAAUAUCUUUUUUUAUGCCAGUUAUUAUAUAACGAGUGCUUUCCAUCUCUUUCUGAGGUUUGUGGGAUACAUUUAACGACACGUUCUCACGUUGAUGAUAGAAAACGGGGCUUCGAUGGGAGUCGACCACACGGAGCCGGAGGUACCGGAGCACUCUGCGGGCCGGCGGGUGUCCUGCGACGGGGAGCGGGCCACGGUGCGGUACGUGGGCCCGGUGCCACCGACAGCCGGACUGUGGCUCGGCGUGGAGUGGGACAACCCGGAGAGAGGCAAACACGACGGCAGCCACGGGGGAGUCCGGUACUUCACGUGCAGACACCCGGAAGGAGGCUCCUUUGUCCGUCCGGCCAAGGUGAGCUCGGGAGUGGACUACCUGACCGCCGUGCGACAGGUGUACGAGAACCAGACGGAGAAGGUGCUGAGCGAGGAGAUCUCCAUCUCCUCCAAGAAGCUCGAGUGGCUCGGAAUCGAGGACCGCGGUUUCGAAAGUCUUCCGUCGGUGCUGCUCGGCAGGUGUGAAGUGAACGGACCCGGAGCCGACGGAGAAAUCAGGAAAUCAACGCCAAACGUGCAGUGGCUGGACAUGAGCCAGUCUCUGCUCUCCUGCUGGGAGGACGUGUCCGCCAUCACUCAGCAGCUGGACGGCCUGGAGGGACUUCAGCUCGGCAACAACAGACUGCGUUUGACCUCUGACCUCUCGGCCCACUGCCGGUCUUUCUGCAGCCUCAAGGUCCUCGUCCUGAACAGCUGUGACCUCACCUGGCCGCAGGUCCUGCAGUGCGCCCCCAUGUGGCCACAGCUGGAGGAUCUCAGUGUGGAAAACAACAACAUCACCGAGCUGCAGAGGCCCGACGGAGCGCUGCAGUCCCUGAGGAGCCUCAGUGUGUCCGGGAACCCGUUGGUGCAGCGCGGCGUGCUCCGCUUGGCAGCUCUGCCCCGACUGGAGCACCUGAACUUGUCCAAGACUGGACUCUCUGACAUCCGAUUUGAUGACACUCCUCCUGGGUCUCAAACGGUUUUGUUCUCGGCGCUGACGAAGCUCAACGUGUCCGACAACAACGUCUCAGAGUGGUCUGUGGUGGAUGAACUGGCAAAGCUUCCCAGUCUGUCUCACCUUUCGUGUCGCGGUAACCAACUGGUGAGCAGCGAUGGAAACCCCAAAACAGUCCACCAGCUGCUCAUCGCCAAACUGGGACGACUGGUCUUCCUCAACAACUGUGAGAUCCACCACAAAGAGAGGAGGGGGGCGGAGCUCGACUACAUCAAGAUGUUCGGGGAGGAGUGGCUGAAGGCGGGUGGGGGGAGUCAGCCCAGCACCCAGUUCAUCGGGCAGCACCCUCGCUACCUGACGCUCAUCGACAAGUACGGCGCUCCGGAGGAAGGCGAGCUGAAGAAGCCGGAGCCGUUUGCUUUGAAGAAUCAGCUGUUGAAGAUUACGUUUGCGUUUCCCGAUGACGCCGACCGGAAGCCGAUUGAGAAGAGAGUUCUUGCCUCCAUGGUGGUUCAGAAGGUGAAGGGACUCCUCUACAGACUGCUGAAGGUACCAGCAGCAGAUCUGAAGCUCACCUACACCAGCCCCAAGAUGUUGGGCACAGAGUUUGAGAUCGACAGUGACCUGAAGACGCUCCAGUUUUACGCCAUAGAGGACGGAGACCAGGUUUUGGUCCGCUGGUCCUGACCCUGCAGACCCCGGUCCUGACCCUGCAGACCCCGGUCCUGACCCUGCAGACCCCGGUCCUGACCCUGCAGACCCCGGUCCUGACCCUGCAGACCCCGGUCCUGACGCCGUUCUCACGGGAAAAAAAACCCCAGAAACUUUCAGGACUGAACUGAACUCGCUUGUUGGACUGGAGCUCCGGCAGCCGGCCGAGUCGUCGUUGGAGACGACGCACCGAGAGAUGGACGAACACCGCCGUGGCGCUCAUUCCGGAUCGGUUGUCUAGGAAACUGAACCGCCCUCGGAGCAAUCCAACCCCCUUUAGCUUCACGCAUGGCGAUCUGUCCCCUUUGUACUUCCUGCAGAAGCUUUAGUCAUGAAGUGAAAGCUGACAAAUUCAAAGAUUUACUAAAUAAUAAUGCUUACUUUUUGCAUUAAUUUAAAUGUAAUCAUUAGAUUUCACAGUUUGAGGACUCUGAGCUGCAUCAUCUGCAUAGUACAGUAUGUCUAAAAAUCCCUAUACUAUAUGUCAGAUGCAUUUUGUUUUUACGGUCUUCCACCGUAUCGAGUUAAUACCUUCGGUCUAAAAGUUUAAACGUUAUUUUCUGCUUCAGGUUCUGCAGAACGCCACAAAUUAAGCCGACCGGGUCACAGAAACCCAAAUAUUUCAUAGUAUCGUGUCAUAAACAUCAUUUUAAAAGUGAUUGUACUGUAUGUCCUAAAAGUGAGUAUUCAAUAAAAAUGUCAAAUUAA
Cyclopterus lumpus (lumpfish) is the source of this 2505-nucleotide messenger RNA. RefSeq names its product tubulin folding cofactor E (gene tbce). The coding region runs from base 190 to 1773 and encodes 527 amino acids. NCBI's taxonomy places the organism in Eukaryota, Metazoa, Chordata, Actinopteri, Perciformes, Cyclopteridae. Gene Ontology annotation, biological process: protein folding. The transcript is spliced from 16 exons. Gene Ontology annotation, molecular function: alpha-tubulin binding. The record is from RefSeq and is a predicted model, not a curated record.